AUGCACCCUGACGGCCACAGUGAGAGGAAACACAGACACAAUGUACAAAAACCUUUCAUAUGUGAUUCAUAAAAUAAUGGAGGGAAUCUACCUCCUACACCACCCAGUGGAGGGAACGAGAGACGCAGUAUCACUGAAGAGAGGACAAAUGAGAGGAGAGGACAGCAGAGGAAAUUAUGGUAUAAUAUUGUGGAGCCAUUGAAAAAAAAUGGGGAAAAAUAAACAAUAGCUUUCAAUAGACAUUUCCAGAUAGAAAUUAAGUCUAAAAUAAUCUGAGGAAGAGGCGAGUAUCAACUUAAAACCCUUAACCACAAACCACAGAAGAAGUGUUACAUAUCCAGCUAUCAGAGGAGGAGCCUCAUAGUCAUACACUGGUAUAGGCUGGGUAUACCUGCAACCAUGAGGAUGUCUCACUGUCUUAUCUCUCAGUUGGUUUAACCAGUCUGUUUCAGGAUGUCACUCAUAUUGCUGUUGCUCCUCUCUGUGUUUGUAGGUGAGUGCUGAAUUCUCAGCUUAAACCAAAUAACAAUUUGAUUUCCCCGCGUUCAAUUAAAGAUUCCAUAAAAACAAAUGGUAGUAAAACUCUCAAAUUGUAAUUCUUACUGUUAUCAUGUCUGUGCGUUAUCAUGUCUGUACGUUUUGAAUCACAAUACUUUUGUUGUUGCAGGCAAUAGUAUGGAGCAGGAAACAAUAACUUCACUGAAGCCUGAAGUCAAUGCUCUCCAAGAAACAGACAUCACUCUCUCAUGCAACUACAAGGGAAACGUUUACAAUCUCCAAUGGUACCGUCAAUACCCCGGAUCAAGACCAGAAUGUCUUCUUUUGAUCCUACCAACCAACAAGCAUGUACAGAAUACAUCCAUUACGACUCCACGACACACUGGUAGACUGAAUGAAGAGAAGACCCGUGUUGACUUAAAGAUCUCCUCUGUUAUAUUGGAAGACUCUGCUCUGUACUACUGCGCCUUGCAGCCCACAGUGACAGGAAACUCAAACACACUGUACAAAAACCUGUCAAGAGCCUUGGGGAUAAACAGUGUCUUGGUGGAGACAUUGCAUUCUGAUAGAUCAGUUAUUAUUUAGAGUACAUUAUUACAAAUAUUUUCCCUGCAUCUCCACAUCAACUGAAAAAUAAAAUAUAACUGUUAUUUUAUUGAAAUAAUUCCCUUCUUCAGGAAAUAAUACUUUAUAAUGUCUACAUGUACCUGUUGUGAUAUAACAUGAUCACUGAUACUAGUCUGAAUAAAUACAGAAUGAAGAACAUUUGUUGUGUUGUUUUGCAUCUAUAGAGGACUAAGGGUAGUAAUUGUCUUAUUCUUCUCCAUUGGUUUGUGUGAACAGCAUACAUUUUGAGACAAUACCAAUAGAGGGCAGUCAUGAGCUGAAUUAUCUCUAUUCAGAACUACAGCAUAAUCAUGAAGAUGACAUUUAGCAGCAAUCCAACCCAGAAAGACAGUUGAACUCAAAUACCCAACCACCUUUAGUGUGGAGAGGUGGAGCUACAAAGUCAAUGAGUGCUUUGGCAAUACAGUAUGUAGUCUACAAGAUGUUUGAGGAAAGGACAGUGAUAUACUCUUACUUUACACCACAUAAAGCCAGUCAUUCAGUCCCCAUAAAUAUGUUUUAUGCUAUUCUACUUCUUUCAAUGUCCAUUGGUAAGUGCAUAGGUUUUGCGUUGGGUUUUGCAAUGCAGGUUUGGAUUUCAGACAUACAGUUGAAGUCGGAAGUUUACAUACACCUUAGCCAAAUACAUUUAAACUCAGUUUUUCACAAUUCCUGGCAUUUAAUCCUAGUACAAAUUCCCUGUCUUAGGUCAGUUAGGAUCACCACUUUAUUUUAAGAAUGUGAAAUGUCAAAAUAACAGUAGAGAGAAUUAUUUAUUUCAGCUUUUAUUUCUUUCAUCACAUUCCCAGUGGGCCACAAGUUUAUAUACACUCAAUUAGUAUUUGGUAGCAUUGCCUUUAAAUUGUUAAACUUGGGUCGAACGUUUCGGGUAUCCUUCCACAAACUUGAAUUUUGGCCCAUUCCUCCUGACAGAGCUGGUGUAACUGAGUCAGGUUUGUAGGCCUCCUUGCUCGCACAUGCUUUUUCAGUUCUGCCCACAAAUGUUCUAUUGGAUUGAGGUCAGCGCUUUGUUAUGGCCACUCCAAUACCUUGACUUUGUUGUCCUUAAGCCAUUUUGCCACAAUUUUGGAAGUAUGCUUGGGGUCAUUGUCCAUUUGGAAGACCCAUUUGCGACCAAGCUUUAACUUCCUGACUGAUGUCUUGAGAUGUUGCUUCAAUAUAUCCACAUAAUUUUCCUUCCUCAUGAUGCCAUCUAUUUUGUAAAGUUCCCCAGUCCCUCCUGCAGCAAAGCACCCCCACAGCAUGAUUCUGCCACCCCCGUGCUUCACGGUUGGGAUGGUGUUCUUCGGCUUGCAACCAACCCCCUUUUUCCUCCAAACAUAACGAUGGUCAUUAUGGCCAAACAGUUUUUGUUUCAUCAGACCAGGAGACAUUUCUCCAAAAAGUACUAUCUUUGUCCCCAUGAGCAAUUGCAAAGCGUAGUCUGGCUUUUUUAUGGUGGUUUUGGAGCAGUGGCCUCUUCCUUGCUGAGCGGCCUUUCAGGUUAUGUCGUUGUAGGACUCGUAUUACUGUGGAUAUAGAUACUUUUUUACGUGUUUCCUCCAGCAUCUUCACAAGGUCCUUUGCUGUUGUUCUGGGAUUGAUUUGCACUUUUCGCACAAAAGUAUGUUCAUCUCUAGGAGACAGAACGCGUCUCCUUCCUGAGCGGUAUGACGGCUGCGUGGUCCCAUGGUGUUUAUACUUGCAUACUAUUGUUUGUACAGAUGAACGUGGUACCUUCAGGCAUGUGGAAAUUGCUCCCAAAGAUGAACCAGACUUGUGGAGGUCUACAGUUUUGAGGUCUUGGCUGAUUUCUUUAGAUUUUCCCAUGAUGUCAAGAAAAGAGGCACUGAGUUUGAAGGUAGGCCUUGAAAUAUAUCCACAGGUACACCUCCAAUUGACUCAAAUGAUGUCAAUUAGCCUAUCAGAAGCUUCUAAAGCCAUGACAUCAUUUUCUGGAAUUUUCCAAGCUGUUUAAAGGCACAGUCAACUUAGUGUAUGUAAACUUCUGACCCACUGGAAUUGUGAUACAGUGAAUUAUAAGUGAAAUAAUCUGUCUGUAAACAAUUGUUGGAAAUAUUACUUGUGUCAUGAACAAAGUAGAUGUCCUAACCGACUUGCCAAAACUAUAGUUUGUUAACAAGAAAUUUGUGGAGUUGUUGAAAAACAAGUUUUAAUGACUUCAACCUAAGUGUAUGUAAACUUCCUACUUCAACUGUAUGUCGAUAUAGCAUUGAUGGCACGUACAUACAUUGCAAUGUGAUUUAUUUAAAACAUGUUUAACAUUAUUUAUUUCAGGGAGCAAUUAUGAGGAGGAAAUAAUAUCAGCCACAACUGAAGAGUGUGUUUUUUGAGGGUGAUGGUUUACUCUGUCCUGCAACUACACUGGCUCUUACAGUACUGAUAUUUUACUGUAGUACCAACAAUACCCUAGAUCAACACCAGAAUUCCUGCUCCUAAUCACUGAAGGUUUAAUACACAUAAUGAAUCGACCAUUCCUCGACUGUCUGUUAAACUGAAUGACGAUAAGACCUAUGUGGAUCUGGAGAUCUCCUCUGCUGAAUUGCAAAAUGAACUUGCUAACAACCUGUUGUCGUAUUCGCGUGGUUGUUGUCAUCAACCAGAAACCGUAAGCAGAGCAUGCUGUCAUUUGACAUUUCAACGUUUUUUAAACUUCUUUACUCAAAAUGACAGUGACGAAGCAGACACAACUUUUUACUGUGAAAGAGGCUUUAUCUAUGAUGGUUGGUGAUAUGUAUUUGCACAAGUCCUUGCUCUUUGAAAAGCGAUGAUGUCGAGGUGAGUGAAAUAAGUAAACAGCAGAUAUACAUCUGUGGAAAAAAUUAAGAGACCACUGCAAAAUUAUCAGUUUCUCUGGAUGUACUAUUUAUAGGCAUGUGUUUGGGUAAAAAUAACAUUUUUGUUUUAUUCUAUAAACUACUGACAACAGGUCUCCCAAAUUCCAAAUAAAAAUAUUGUCAUUUAGAGCAUUUAUUUGCAUAAAAUUACAACUGGUCAAAAUAAUAAAAAAGAUGCAGUGUUGUCAGACCUCGAAUAAUGCAAAGAAAAUAAGUUAAUGUUCAUUUUUAAACAACACAUUACUAAUGUUUUAACUCAGGAAGAGUUCAGAAAUCAAUAUUUGUUGGAAUAACCCUGAUUUUCAAUCACAGCUUUCAUGCGUCUUGGCAUGCUCUCCACCAGUCUUUCACAUUGAUGUUGGGUGACUUUAUGCCACUCCUGGUGCAAAAAUUCAAGCAGCUCGGCUUUGUUUGAUGCCUUGUGACCAUCCAUCUUCCUCUUGAUUACAUUCCAGAAGUUUUCAAUGGGGUUCAGGUCUGGAGAUUGGGCUGGCCAUGACAGGGUCUUGAUCUGUUGGUCCUCCAUCCACACCUUGGUUGACCUGGCUGUGUGGCAUGGUGCAUUGUCCUGCUGGAAAAUCCAAUCCUCAGAGUUGGGGAACAAUGUCAGAGCAAAAGGAAGCACGUUUUCUUCCAGGACAACCUUGUACGUGGCUUGAUUCAUGCGUCCUUCACAAAGACAAAUCUACCCGAUUCCAGCCUUGCUGAAGCACCCCCAGAUCAUCACCGAUCCUCCACCAAAUUUCACAGAGGGUGCGAUACACUGUGGCUUGUAGGCCUCUCCAGGUCUCCGUCUAACCAUUAGACGACCAGGUGUUGGGCAAAGCUGAAAAUUGGACUCAUCAGAGAAGUUUCUACUGAUGUAAUUCAUAUGGAAACAGCCCAAGCUAGCUAACUAGUUAGUCUGUCAGGCAAGUUGUGUGUAGCGGUACAUUUGGGCUGCGUCAACCUCAGUUGUCACUUUCACUAGCUAGCCAUACAGACAACCAGCUAACUAGCCACCGAAAUGAAGGCUAGAGUAAUUUGUGUUUAACUGUUGGGCUUAGGUUAUGGUUUGUCAGGUUUGCUAGGGAAUGGGAGGUGUGUUACUGUAUCACACAAUUUAUUAUGGAAACUGAGAGAGAGAGAUUAUGUUCCUGACUACAAUUGUAUCCUAUUUGUUGCUCCUCUCCCUCUGUUACUCUGUUCCUCUGGGUCAGUGAAAGUGAGGGAAGUGAUGUGGAGAGUCAGGGCUCAGCAGCAAAAGGGGAGGAGUUAGAGAUGAUUGGAGGGACAGAGAUGUGGGGGAGAGAAGAGUGGAGGGAGAGAGGAAGAGGAGAGUUAAGAGGAGGGAGAGUAGAGGGAGAGAGGAAGAAGAGCGAAGGAGUGAAGAGGAGGGAGAGAAACAUGGAGAGGAAGAGGGAGAGGACGAGAAAGAGGGAGAGGACGAAGUUUGCAUUUUUUUAUUGUUACAGGAGUAAGAAUCAUUGUCAAUCAAAUAGCCUACUUUGUGUGGGUUUUGAAAUACAUUCUGAAUAUUGUCCUCUGGUCACAUUUAGGAUAUUUUAUUUAUUUAUAUGUAAAUAAAAUGUAUAAGUAUAAUAUAUUAUACUUGGUACAUUUUUUGUGUGUCAUUUAGUCUAAUUUAUUACAAUUGAAAUACUCUAGGGUUUUUUGUUGUGUUUAUUGUUAAUUGUUUUCUGAUAGUGUGUGUCUUUACACAAUGGAAGACAAAAUGAGUGUUAUUCCAAUUGACAUGAAUGUGGUGUCAUAGUAAAGAAGAGGUAGAGCUCUUUAAAACUAAGUUAACUUGUAAUUGUCAUUUGUUCUUUGUUAUUGAGCUAUGUCUGUUAGUUUGAAAUGUGUGAGAAAAUUAGCUUUAUCUUGAAAAUUCUCAGUAAUCUACAGCAGCAUUCUAGAAUUAUAUUGGAGUCUAAAGGGUUAAGAGGAUAUAAACUGGGAAUUAGAUAUUUUUGGCUGAUAUUAUGAUUGUUUAUUUGUUUAAUAUCUGCAAAGUAGUUAAAACACUGUCCAUUCCACUUUAAGGUUAGGCAUUAACUCUGAAUGGGUAAGGUAGGUGUUAAGGUUUGGGAUAGGCUUAAAACAAAAUUCUCAAAAACAACUCCCCAAUUCCUCCUCUUCAUCCACCAUGCCUCUAGGACUGUAGUGAGAGCUAAACCUCCAUACCCUCACCUCACUGUUAAACUGAACAAAGAGAAGACCUGUGUGGAUCUGGAUAUCUCCUCUGCUGAAGUGAGAGACUCUGCUCUGUACUACUGUGCUGUAGAUCCUAUAAUGACAGGAAACUGAGAAACACUGUACAAAAACCAUAAGACACUCUGCACUGUACUGCUGUGCUGUGACGUCCACAGUGACGCAUAACUUAUUGACUCAGCAGUGAGCUGAAUUUAUGGAUUUACAAGCACCUGCUGUCUUCUGUUAGACCACAGUGCCAUCAAGUGGAUUCUCUGGUGAAUAAAUCAAAUGUCUGUGAAACAUCUUUGAUUCUACAUUGUCAGUAGGAGGAGCUAGAGUAUAAAACUCAGGAUCAGAUUAUGAAUCCUCAAUAUAAGACAUGAUACUACCAUGAAAAUCAUAGCCACUUGAUGCUGUGCUUUUCAUCAGCAGCUGGUACUUAAUCUACACAUCCUGCCAUCUACAAUGUUGUUCUGUUCACUUUUACUCUUCUUUGACUUGAUAGGUAAGUCAUGCCAUUUUCAUUUAAACUGAGUGUGAUAAUGUUAAGGUGUAUUUAUUUUUCAAAUCAAAGAUUAUGAAGAUAAUGCACGACAUGAGGAUACAUGUUUUUUACUUUGAAUACAUUCUAAUUCAAUCUUCCAUGUGGGUUUAAAGUAUUCAAUAUAAUAUAUGUUUUAUGUUUUACAGGUCUCAGUUCUGAACAGGUAUUAACACCCUACACUGAUUUAGAAGUGGCUUCAGGAAGGGACAGAGUUACUCUCUCUUGUAACUACACCUCUUCUGGUGACACUCUUUAAUGGUUUCGGCAAUAUCCCAAAUCUGCACCACAGUUACUGGUUAAGGAGUAUGCGGAUAUUACACCAGGGUUCAGUCUAAAUCAUGACAAAAAUGCCAAACGUAUGGAUCUGGAGAUCUCCUCUGCUGAAUUGACAGACUCUGCUCUGUACUACUGUGCUCUGAGGCCCACAGUGACAGGAAACCCAGAAACACUGUGCAAAAACCUAUAA
Molecule: messenger RNA, 7147 nt
Organism: Coregonus sp. 'balchen'
Lineage: Eukaryota; Metazoa; Chordata; Actinopteri; Salmoniformes; Salmonidae
Source: the annotation of a GenBank genome assembly